Molecule: messenger RNA, 3583 nt
Organism: Triplophysa dalaica
Lineage: Eukaryota; Metazoa; Chordata; Actinopteri; Cypriniformes; Nemacheilidae
Product: protein sprouty homolog 2
Exons: 2
Coding region: 619-1470 (283 amino acids)
Biological process (GO): animal organ development; multicellular organism development; negative regulation of MAP kinase activity
Cellular component (GO): membrane; cytosol
Source: RefSeq, a predicted model, not a curated record
GGAUGAUCGCACGAGCAGGAAGCUCUGACCAUACACAGAUAGAGAGAGAGAGAGAGAGAGAACGACAGACAGUCCGAGAGAGACGAUCCAGCACUCACACUUUCAGCUCAAUACAGAGAGAAGACAAACUACAGGGCCUCUUCUGCGCUCUCUUCACACUGUUAUACUUCUAAAAGCCGACUCUUCUGAAAGCCGCUCGCGUUGCCCUCCGGGGACAUUUUUGUUUCUUUUUCAAAUAAAUUGGGAUAUUCCGCGUGACAUGUUGCCCUUGUUUCCACGAGAACCGCGGCUUUCCUCCCAGCGCUCUUUGAACGCGCAGUGCUCUGGCUGUUCCCUCAUAAAGGCUGUUGGUGUUCUUCAGAGGUAAUGACUGUGCGCUGAGGAACCAGGAUUGCUUGCACGUGUGGGACACUCUUGUGAAGAAGCAUUAGGAGGCGGUAAAGAGAUAACUGUUAAAGAAAACAUAAAAGGAACGAAAGGGAAACCAGAAAGAAACCAAUAAAUUAAAAAAAGUGCUGGCGCAAAAUGGAUCUGCCUCCGUUUAGGGGUUUAUCCGAUGUACCCUGAUAUUGGUCAGCCUUGGAGAACUGCCACUACCCUGGUGGCCUUGACGGAAAAAUGGAUCCGGUGACAUCUUUUCGGUUGGACCCUGAAGGUCUGGAUCUUCAGCAGGUCCCUGUGUUGUCCAUUGACCAGAUCCGUGCUAUAAGGUCUAACAAUGACUAUGUAGAGCGCCCGGUGGCGCUGGAGCCUUCCACUCAAGUCGGCAUCUUCUAUGCACAUGACGAGCGACAUCCUCCGAUGUCUCACAGUCAAAGUCAACAUCAACAUUCCCACCUGGCCCACCUGAGUCGCUCCAGCACGGUCAGCUCAAUGUCCCGCGGCAGCGCUGCUUCGGAUCAAAGACUUCUUACAGGACUAACGUCAUCUCAUUCCGGUCUAGCCUCCGUGGUGAGGUCCCAGCCCAAAGGUGACUUGAAACCGGACUCGCUAGGCAAAGGACUGGCUGACGGUGAGGACUCAGGCAUGCACCUUUUCAUCUGUGAACGCUGUGGCCAUUGCAAAUGCCAAGAGUGCUGUGCACCUCGUAGUUUGCCCUCAUGCUGGACCUGCGGCCAGCGAUGCUUGUGCUCAGCUGAAAACGUCUUAGAGAAGGGCACUUGUCUGUGCUGUGUGAAAUGUCUCUUCUACCACUGCUCGGCUGACAAAGAGGACAACUGUGCCGACCGCCCGUGCUCCUGCGCACCGGCUCAUGCCUGCUCACGCUGGAGCGUCAUGUCCUUUUUGUCUCUUUGCCUGCCAUGCCUGUGCUGCUACCCACCUGCCAAGCUGUGCCUCACUCUAUGCCAGCGUGGCUACGACCGCGCCACCCGUCCUGGUUGCCGCUGCAGCAACACCAACACUGUGUGCCGAAAGAUCUCUGCCACCAACCCUGCGCCAUUUCGCAAAACCCUGGAGAAGCCUGUGUGACAGCCUGUGUAUUAUCGCUCCUGUGAGGAGACAGCUGUGGAAUUCUGCUAAAAUGACCUUCUCGAAACCAGUCAGGCCUCCCUGCAUCGUGCCCAUCAUCAUGUAUCCGCCUUGCCCUUUUUUAGUCAUUCUUCGUCUAUUUAUUUAUUUAUUAGACUUUCCUGGAUAGGGUUGGGUAAUGCAGACCAUAUGUAACAGAUACAGGGAGUAAGCUAUCAGAAAAAAUGCAGAGCUUGUACUGGAUAAAAAGGAUCACGUACCCUUGCGCGUGUCUUCUUCAGCCUUACGGACAAACUGCAAGCAAGCUUGCUCACUUCAUGGAUACAGGGAGUUGGUUAUGGAGAAACAAGAGCCUAACCAAAAAUUCUGACUCGUGUAUGUCAAUUCUAUUUGACGCCAAAAACGGGACCAUUACAAAUCAGAAUAUUAAGCUCACCUAUGAGGGAUGUGUUUCAAGAGAGGCGUAAAGAGAGACACUGUGUGUGUGUUUGUACGUGAGUGCGUGUAAGGAAAGAAGAUGGAAAAAAUUUGUGUACGUAUGUGCAUGUGUGUGCAGUCUCAGGCCGGCAUCUGUUGUCAGCAGAAGCCUCUCUUUUUAUUUUUAGAGGAGCUACUCUAAAAGAUAAAGUGUCUGGUCAGGUUUCCAGCCCGGGGCAGCCUGACGCCAACCUCUCCAACCACUCUCUUACAUCCUUACCUCUCCUUUUCUCCGGUGCCCAUUGAGCUUACCAGCUGCAGAACGACGGCGAUAGGAUCCUUGACCUUUUCUGCGUCUAACCACGCUGUGGGACCAAACGUCAAUUGACUGUCUGUCCACCUUGACGGUGCUCUCAGGAUGGGAAACAAGCCAUUAUUUCAGAACAGUUUGGCCAGGAUCACGUCAAUACAAAAGAUGAUAAACCUAGCUUUAGGUCAACAUCAGACCCAGUCCUGAGCAGCAAAGUGAAGCCAUCGUGGUUCCAUUUUUCUGGCGUACUUGGACCGCGAGCAUCUCCGAGGACAUUGGCCUUUUCCGGCCCAGAAUGCUCCACAGGAAGUGAGGUUUUUGUGUCAUCGAACAGGAAGGAUUGUAUUGAGACAAGGGCUUAGACACCUGACCAGAUGGAGGCAGAGUACCACACUUGCGAACAAGGCAAAACAGAUGCACUGACAACCAAAACCGGAAUGCGUGAUGAAUGAAAUCUGUUACAAGUGUGUGUGUUCUUCCCCACUAAUGCACAUCCUUGUGAGUUCCUUUGCUAUAUUUUUGUAUGUACAUAGAAUUGUUAUUGUAUUUGUAUUUUUAUUCCAUUUGUUUUAAUCUGGUUAUUAUUACCGUUAUUUUAUAUUACUGUUGGACGUUAACCUUGUCAGAGGCCUGGCUAAUACUUAAGACUAACCAUAAAGCAGAUUUUGUAUUGUGGAGGAGAGGUUCCUUCGGGGUAACACUUGUUUUUCGUUGCAGAAUUCUAAAUACCCUUCAAAAUCGCAGUAAUUGGGUUCCUUUGGUUGCUUUCUAUAUCCCUGGUCACGAAUUGCAGUUGAUCUGAGCAAACAAUUCAUCACAAAAGUCUAAAUCUGUGGAAAGCUUUAAAAGUUAGCGCCGAUAGCACCGUGUAAAAUAGUGAGACGGGUCCUCUCCUCCACAGUCGCAUCCCAAGAGAACGACUUCUCUAAAGAGGGGUCGUGAUGUGGCUCUUGGUUUCAAUGAGUAGGUACAUGCAAUUUACAGGAAUGCCUAACUGGUGCUGUCCACAGACUGCGUUAACCACUAAAAAAUCACCAUGUUGUAUUAGUAAGUAUUGCUUUGGUACAGUUGGCAUCUUGUAAGUUGUAAAAGAAUUAAAGAAGAAUAUAUAUAUAUACAUAUAAAUAUAUAUAAAUCUAUACAAAUGAAUAUAUUAUAUAUAUAUAAAAUAUAUUAUACAUUUUACACUUUUUUGUUGCUGAUAUUAUCGUAAAGCCACAGAUAUUUAUUUAAAUGGUUGCAAGAAAAGCAAUGUAUUUAUUUCGGGGUGAAUGAUGGAAGGAAAUUAAUGAAAUGACCCAUGUGAUGAUUUCAGCUUUUUUGCAGAGUGAAACGGUGGGUGUGGCCGUAGGGCCGUUGAUAAUAAAUAAAAAAGUUUUCAAAUAG